GAUGCGCGAGCUGUAACUAUUUCAGCAAUAGUUCACCUUAAUCCUCAUGUAUGUGCUUUUCUCAGAUGAGGCUAAAUUUUAUAGUGACGGACAACUUAAUAGACACAAUUGCCAUUAUUGGUCAGAUGUUAAUCCCCACUGGUAUAGGCCAAUAGAUCAUCAAAAUCGAUGGAGUAUUAUGGUGUGGUGCGGAAUUGUAAAUGGUUAUUUGAUUGGGCCUUAUUUUUUUGAAGAGAACGUUGAUAGACACAGUUACUUAUCGUUGCUAAGAGAUCACUUACCAGGCUUAUUAGAAGAUGUUGACUUAGCAACAAGAGCAAGAAUGUGGCUUCAACAAGAUGGUGCUGCACCGCAUUAUGCACUCAUUAUCUGACGUCGCCUGAUUUCUUUUUAUGGGGAUACUUGAAAAAUGUUGUUUUUGCUGAACGACCAACCACAAGAGAUGAUUUUAUGGACCGCAUUCGUAGAGCUUGUGCAGCCAUUCCUAGAGCUACCCUGCUUAGAACUGUGGAUAGUUUUCAAAACAGAUUGCAGUUAUGCCUCGAAGCCAACGGAGGUAAUUUUGAACAAUUACUCCGUGGGUAAUUCAUUUAAAUUACAGUGUCAGUGAGAGGCAAGGGGACUCACGAUAAUCAAGCACCCCGACGUGAGAGGCAAGGGGACUCACGAUAAUCAAGCACCCCGACGUGAGAGGCAAGGGGACUCACGAUAAUCAAGCACCCCAACGUGAGA
Molecule: messenger RNA, 732 nt
Organism: Odontomachus brunneus
Lineage: Eukaryota; Metazoa; Arthropoda; Insecta; Hymenoptera; Formicidae
Exons: 3
Coding region: 47-373 (108 amino acids)
Molecular function (GO): nucleic acid binding
Source: RefSeq, a predicted model, not a curated record